AUGUCUGACGAAAUUCAUCAGGACGUUCCUCUGGAACAAGCAGAUGUUGUUAAGGAGUUUGAAGAACAGUUCCCUGAUAUUGAAGAUGUUCAACCGUCACAAGUGAAUGGUGAAGCUUCUACAGCUGGUGAGCAAAUGAGUGGUAAUGAUGCUGAAUUGGAGAGUGGUGAGUAUACAUACCAGGAAGCCGGUGAAGCUAUAAGACAAUGGAAAGAGAGGAGAGAUUUGGAAAUUACCGACAAAGACAGAAAAGAUCAACAAGAGAAAGUGGAAUUAGAAGAAGAUGCAGUAAAGUAUAUUGAUGAUUUCUAUGAAACUUAUAAUAAGAAGAAAGAAACUAAUUUAAAAGAUGUUAGAGCCGAAAAUGAUCAAUUCUUAAAGAGUAACCAAGAAUUUUUAGAUCAAGAUAAUACUUUUUGGGAUAGAGUAUUGCAAUUAAUCAAUCUGGAUGAUGCUGAUCAAAUUAACGGUAGAGACAGAUCUAGAUUUAAGGAAAUUUUACAAAAAAUGAAGGGUAAAACAAAUAUUCCAGGUGUUAACUAA
This is a messenger RNA of Tetrapisispora phaffii CBS 4417, 543 nucleotides long. It is a transcript of the gene CLC1, whose product is annotated as clathrin light chain CLC1. Gene Ontology annotation, cellular component: clathrin coat of trans-Golgi network vesicle; plasma membrane; clathrin coat of coated pit. Gene Ontology annotation, biological process: clathrin coat assembly; intracellular protein transport; clathrin-dependent endocytosis. Lineage: Eukaryota; Fungi; Ascomycota; Saccharomycetes; Saccharomycetales; Saccharomycetaceae. The transcript has a single exon. The record is from RefSeq and is a predicted model, not a curated record. The coding region runs from base 1 to 543 and encodes 180 amino acids. Gene Ontology annotation, molecular function: clathrin heavy chain binding; structural molecule activity.